CGUUGAUAUAUAAUAUCGCUUUUGUAUGCGGACUUUAUUAUUUAUGUAAAUAUAAGACGUCACUAAGCAAAUGAUAAUGAGCGAUAAUGAGAAGGAAAUUGAUAACGUAUGACAAAGGAAAAAGAAGUUUCGCAAUUGAUUCAGACGUUUCAUGACGACUAGUUCUAUCUACAGAAUUUACAGAAAGUGAGACUAGUAAAGACGUGUCUAAGAAGAGAGAGACUAACUAGAAAGGGACAAAUUUAAUUGUGUGACAAUUUUUUUGAAAAAGUAGAAUAACAUCGAAAUUUAACUCAUAUCUUUAUCAUGGCUACAAUCAUACGUAAGAUCGUAAAGUGGUAUAUUCUUAUGAAUGAAGAUUGGCCGGAUCCACGAAACAACGAUCGUUUCAUGCUGAGCUCACCAUGGCCUGGUCUGACUCUUCUUGGGUUUUAUUUGUAUUUCGUACUUAAUUUUGGACCAAAAUUUAUGGCAAAAAGACAACCUUUUAAAUUAGACAGAAUAAUGCAAUUAUAUAAUAUUUUUCAAGUUCUAAUAAAUGCAUACAUAUUUUACAACGCCUUAACUUUGGGAUGGUUACGCGAUUAUAGUUAUUUUUGCGCACCCGUCGAUUACUCUUAUACACCAAGGGCCAUAGAGAUGGCCAGAAUGGUCUGGAUAUAUUUCCUGGUCAAGAUUCUAGAUUUGCUAGACACAGUUUUUUUCGUACUCAGAAAAAAGCAAAGUCAAGUAACUUUUCUGCACGUAUAUCACCACGCUCUUAUGGUAUUGGCUUGUUGGAUUUGCGCAAGGUAUUUCCCUGGUGGUCAUCCGACUUUUGCAGGACUGCUCAAUACAGUCAUUCAUAUGAUAAUGUACACAUAUUACCUGUUGACAUCCAUGAAGAUAAACACAAACUCGUGGAAGAAACAUAUCACUCAGUUGCAACUGGUGCAAUUUUUACUGGUUGGUUUUCAUAACAUACAAUUAUUAUGGGUAGAAGAUUGUGGCUUCCCGUUAUGGGCGGCAUUAUUACAAGCACCAAACCAUUUGUUUAUAAUAAUAUUAUUUGGAGACUUUUAUUAUAAAACAUACAUAAAGAAAAAAACUGGAAUCAAAACAAUGCCGAUAAAAACGAUAACAAAAGAAGAACUUUUUACUGAAAUUUCCAAUAAGAAACCAAAAAUAUUAUAAAUUUAGACCACAAUGUUCAGUCUAAUGUUUGAUCUUUUUCUGC
Messenger RNA from Linepithema humile (Argentine ant), 1216 nucleotides. RefSeq names its product very long chain fatty acid elongase 7-like. The record is from RefSeq and is a predicted model, not a curated record. Gene Ontology annotation, biological process: fatty acid elongation, monounsaturated fatty acid; sphingolipid biosynthetic process; fatty acid elongation, polyunsaturated fatty acid. Gene Ontology annotation, cellular component: endoplasmic reticulum membrane. NCBI's taxonomy places the organism in Eukaryota, Metazoa, Arthropoda, Insecta, Hymenoptera, Formicidae. Gene Ontology annotation, molecular function: fatty acid elongase activity.